UCCCUUUCUCCUACCUCACCUCGUGCUCCUCGCCCCCACGCCCAACCCUAGCCGCUCCCAAAUAGAUUAACCCCACCGGCCUACGUAAUUUCUCGGUGCGCUAGGUCUAGAUCCGCCCCUUGCCCAGCGCAGCGGCUCUGCCUAUGAUUGAUUUCUGUUCCGAUUAGGGUUACUGGAUUAGCAGCUAUCGAUUGUGUUUUUGCAUGUUUGGCCGCAUGGACAGGAUUUUGGGGAAUAAGACGAGGAGAAUAAGCAGUGAGCUGCUUGCUUGAAAUCCUUUUCGAAUUAUUAUUGAACGUACUUUAUGGCAGCAUAAUGCACACACAACCAAUCUUGUUAGCCAAAUCUAGUGGGCGUAAAUCUGUUAGCUCCCCUAACGUAAUUUGCGAACUGCUGCUGUGCAGCUGUUGAUGUCUCUUUGUUGAAUCUUUUGGGGUAGGGAUUACCCGGGUGGUUGUACUGGAUUAGAAGAGGCGUUGAACAAUCAUGGGGUAGUCUGCUCUAAAUUAUGUGUGCUAAUCAAAAUAAGUCUCUUAGGUCAGAUGGAUAUCAGUAGCCUUGAUUAGAGCAGGGUGGUUCUACUGGAUUACAAGAGUUUGUGAACAAACAUGGAGUAGUUUGCUCUAGAUUGUGUGCGCAUCUAAUCAAAAGAAGUCUCUUCGGCCAGAUGUAUAUCAGUAGCUUUGCUUAGAGCAGCUGAGAUGUUUUACUGGAUUAGAAGAGUUUGUGAACAAACAUGGUUUAGUCUGCUCUAAAUUAUCUGUGCAUCUAUGACAUUCUGGUCGGUACUUUUUGUUUUGUUUUGGGUUGUCCUCUUCAAACAAAGAUUAAUGUUCUAAAACGGUGUGCAGCUUAGGUUUUUAAAUGGAUCGAAUAGUAUUCUUUUCGGGCGGAUAUAACAAGGCCUACUACCCCAGAAGGAGUGCCCUCGUGCAACAGGCAAAAAGUUGUUUCUUUUUGUGCUAUGUUGUUUGGUCUCUUUUGCAGUUGCAGGGGCAGAAACAAUAACAUUCUAGUGGGAGACACUUUCAUCUCUUUACUUCUGGCUUUAACUGUUUUGAACAGUGUGCAGAUAUAGGUUAAAACUGAUCAGUUUACUAGGAGCAAGACCUAGUCCCGAUGAUGCCUUGAAGUAGAUCACAAUUCUUUUGGUCUUGUUUCUAUUCAGAUUGUUCUCCUGAUAUUAACAAUUUUGAGUAAGUGUGCAGAUUAGGUUAAAAAGGAACUGGGAUUAGGGUUUUCUUACAAGAGCUUGAGCUUUAUAAUGUUGCAAUCACACAGUGAGCGUUACAGGGGUAAAUUCACAGGAAAUUGUACUUGUUGGUGAUAUUAAAAGAUGCAUAGUUCUUGCCAACCUGGUUUGGUUUAAUCCUAUAUGUUCCCUUCGCUAUUUUGUCUUCUGUAAUGCACUGAGCAGCUGAAGUGAAACCAUGGCGGAGCACUUGGCAUCAAUUUUUGGUACUGAGAAGGACAGGGUCAACUGCCCCUUUUACUUCAAGAUUGGAGCAUGCCGCCAUGGGGAUCGCUGCUCCCGUCUGCACAACAGGCCAACCACGUCGCCAACUAUUGUGCUUGCUAACAUGUACCAGCGCCCUGAUAUGAUCACCCCAGGAGUUGAUGCGCAAGGUCACACUAUUGAUCCUGAGAAGAUGCAGGAGCACUUUGAGGACUUCUAUGAGGAUAUCUAUGAAGAGCUGAGCAAGUUUGGUGAAGUUGAGACCCUGAAUGUGUGUGACAAUCUUGCUGAUCACAUGAUCGGGAAUGUCUAUGUCCAGUUCAGGGAGGAAGAACAGGCCGUCGCUGCUCACAAUGCCCUCCAAGGCCGCUUUUACUCUGGCCGCCCAAUUAUUGUUGAGUAUUCCCCUGUGACCGACUUCCGUGAAGCAACCUGUAGGCAGUUUGAGGAGAACAGCUGCAACCGUGGUGGCUACUGUAACUUCAUGCAUGUGAAGCAGAUUGGCAGAGAACUCCGGAGGAAGCUGUAUGGGGGACGUUCCCGGAGGAGCCACGGGAGAAGCCGCAGCCCAAGCCCGCAACACAGGAGGGACAAUCGUGACCGUGGUGGUGACUUCCGCCGUGAAGGUCGUGAUGGCUACCGUGGUGGCGGCGGUGAUGGUGGUUACCGUGGCGGUGAUGGUGGUGGCUACCGUGGCGGUGAUGGUGGUGGCUACCGUGGAGGGGGUGGUGGUGGACGGAGGGGUGGAGGUGGCAGGGGGUAUGACAGGUACGAUGAUGGAGGAAGACGCAGGCAUGGUGGCAGCCCACCAAGGCGUGGGAGGAGCCCUGUCAGGGAAAACAGUGAGGAGCGCAGGGCCAAGAUUGAGCAGUGGAACCGCGAUCGGGAGGAAAAGAAGUGAUCUCUGUUACUGUCAUCUUCGUUCAGUCGCUGCUAUACUAUGUUGCUUUUUUAGUCUGUUCCUUUAUUGCUGUGUAAGUCAUACAUUGGUGUGUUGGUCGAGUAAAACAUGAUUCUACUAUUCGUUUUGCUUCGUGUAAAGAGUCGAUUAUUUCUCAGUAUUUGUCGAUGGAUCUGUUAUAAUAUUAUUUUUGUAGUCGGUAUUCUACAGCUAUUGAUUUUAUCUGAA
Brachypodium distachyon (stiff brome) is the source of this 2585-nucleotide messenger RNA. RefSeq names its product splicing factor U2af small subunit B. Gene Ontology annotation, molecular function: metal ion binding; pre-mRNA 3'-splice site binding. Gene Ontology annotation, cellular component: spliceosomal complex; U2AF complex. Gene Ontology annotation, biological process: mRNA splicing, via spliceosome. The record is from RefSeq and is a predicted model, not a curated record. The transcript has 2 exons. NCBI's taxonomy places the organism in Eukaryota, Viridiplantae, Streptophyta, Magnoliopsida, Poales, Poaceae. Bases 1431 to 2357 code for a protein of 308 amino acids.